Molecule: messenger RNA, 1100 nt
Organism: Astrephomene gubernaculifera
Lineage: Eukaryota; Viridiplantae; Chlorophyta; Chlorophyceae; Chlamydomonadales; Astrephomenaceae
Source: the annotation of a GenBank genome assembly
GUGGGCGGAUUCCAGAUGGGGCGCUGGCUCGGUUGGAUCCCGGCGACGUACCCCUGUAAAUCAGCAUGGUCAUUCGCUCGUACCGCUGACGCAUCUGGAGAGCUUGGUGGUGGGCCUCGCUCGCCCUCACAUGCGGCUGCUCGUUGUGCGGCAGCCGGGUACGCCCAGCUGGCGCGCGGUGGAUACCUUGCCAGCGGCGUUGCGUGGGCAUACGCUCGCCUUUCCAAACGACGUGCCCAGCGAGCUCCAGCGUGUUGUGCUGUACGCUCCAGAGGAUCUGCCGUCCUUCAUUCAGGUCGUGCUAAUUGAUGCUGUCAAAGAUCGUGCCGACCUUGAGGCCAAAGUGCGGCAGGCACCAUGCUUGGAGAUGCGGGGCCUGGCUAUCGCUGCAUGGGCGGAGUGGGCCGUUCACGUGAAUCCAAUGGCUCAGGUGGACCACGCUGCACUUCAGCAGUAUCGCGCUCUGGGUGCGAAGCCGACGGUGCCAGAGCCGUUAGUGGCGCACGCGGUGGCUACAGAUGACCCAGACACGGCAGCGGUCAUGCGCGCUGCAUUUGAAGGGGAUUGUGCCGGCAACGCUCAGGAUGAUGUGGAAGCGGCGACGGAGGGCGCGAAUGCAGCAGGCGAGGGGCCUACCUUUUCCAUCUGCAACGCAAUGGUCCGAACGUGCGCAUGAGCAGGGAAGCUUGAUUUGACUCAUCCUUGUUACCAGUUGUACGUCUGACGUCGCCUGGGACCGUACAUUUGUAGGUGGUCGAUCGCCUGGUCCGGAUGCUGGUCAGGAGCCAGCGCCGUCUGGUCAUACGCCAAAUAUCCCGGUGACAGGCGUCUUCGCUUGGCCGUCGCCCAAGACUGGAGACAAUUGAACCCGGUUGCACGCUUGGCAGAGAAUACCUGCCGGCCGAUUGUACGGAGAUUGACUCCUUAUAACAGCAACAUACCGCCCAUACAUUUGUCGUCUCCUCCCGUUCCACACCACAUACCCAACCUAACUUUCAGCUUACAUAACUCGCUUCCCUUACCGAGCUACGGGUCGCUCCCGCCGAAGGCGGGCCUUAAUUGUGAUUACCGAUGGGUUGGGCUGCGAGGCAGAAUGGAAC